Sander lucioperca (pikeperch) is the source of this 1215-nucleotide messenger RNA. RefSeq lists its product as uncharacterized. The record is from RefSeq and is a predicted model, not a curated record. The transcript has 8 exons. The coding region runs from base 94 to 1215 and encodes 373 amino acids. NCBI's taxonomy places the organism in Eukaryota, Metazoa, Chordata, Actinopteri, Perciformes, Percidae.
CUUUUCUGGUGUCGGUGGGAUGUUGGUGGUGAAACAGGUUUUCUAACAACAGAGGAGAGGCAUCUUUAAAGACGACGUCCGUCUUCAUUAGAGAUGAGAGGAGCAGCUAUGAGUUUAACUGCAGCAGCGAGUGGAUUUGUUGUCUUCCUUCUCUCUGUGUCAGUGAUACAGGGUCAGUAUGGCUGGAGAGUGACUUACACCUCUACUCAGAUUUGUGCCUUCAAGGGAUCAAAAGUGGAAAUACCCUGCAGAUACACAUACCCAUCCAGAAUAAAAGGCCUUGAUACCAAAGUUGAGAAAAGAUUCUGGUUUACUGAAUUAGGUAAUGGUGAAACUGUGGAUCUGACAACAAUCUCAGAGUACACACAGCGUGUGCAGUAUCACUGUGAAAACAACGACUGUACUCUGAGAAUCUCAGACCUGAGAGAGAGAGACUCAGCUGAGUACAAGUUCAGGUUCACAACAAACCAAGAUGUGAAAUAUAUUGGUUCACCUGGAGUUACUCUGUCUGUCACAGAUCUCCAGGUGCAGGUGAGCAGAUUAGAGGUCUCUAACUGGGCAGAGCUGAAGUGUCAGAGCAGUUGUCCUCUACCUGGUCAUCCUUCCUACGUCUGGUACAAGAAUGGACAGAACAUUCAGGGACAAACAUCUGAUUCUUAUUCAGCCUCCUUUGAUCCUGCAGACAGCUUUUCCUGUGCUGUAAGAGGACAUGAGGACUUCCCCUCUCCUUCAGUGGUGAUACAGGGUCAGUAUGGCUUGGGAGUGACUUACACCUCUACUCGGAUCUGUGCUGUUAAAGGAUCAACAGUGAACAUACCCUGCAGCUACACAUACCCAUCCAGUAUAGGUGGCGUUGCUACUACAGUUAAGGAAAUAUUCUGGUUUAUUCAACAGUUUGUGGAUCUGAAAACAGUUUCAGAGUAUUCAGGCCGUGUGCAGUCUGAAUCUAACAACAACGACUGCAGUCUGAGAAUCACACAACUGAGAAAGAGAGACUCAGCUGUGUACAAGUUCAGGUUCACAACAAACCAAGGUCUCAAGGUGCAGGUGAGAAAGUCUUCUAACCAGACAGAGCUGAAGUGUCAGAGCAGUUGUCCUCUACCUGGUCAUCCUUCCUACGUCUGGUACAAGAAUGGACAGGUCAUUACGGGAUACACGUCUGAUUCUUAUUCAGCCUCCUUUGAUCCUGCAGACAGCUUUUCCUGUGCUGAGUAA